This is a messenger RNA of Metschnikowia bicuspidata var. bicuspidata NRRL YB-4993, 2316 nucleotides long. RefSeq names its product Rep1p (gene REP1). Gene Ontology annotation, biological process: positive regulation of transcription by RNA polymerase II; meiotic cell cycle. NCBI's taxonomy places the organism in Eukaryota, Fungi, Ascomycota, Pichiomycetes, Serinales, Metschnikowiaceae. The record is from RefSeq and is a predicted model, not a curated record. Gene Ontology annotation, cellular component: nuclear chromosome. Gene Ontology annotation, molecular function: DNA-binding transcription factor activity; DNA binding. Bases 1 to 2316 code for a protein of 771 amino acids. The transcript has a single exon.
AUGUCCGUCAACAUCAGCAAGUUUCUAACUUAUUUAGAUACCCCGGCUGCCCCGGUUCCAAAUCCUCCUAAGAAACCUCACUUGAUGAACAUCAUGAGUGACAAAGACCAGAUAGACGAUUUCGCCUCGCUUUUUCUUCCGGACCUCUUGAAUGGCGCUGAUUCGCAAGACGACCCGCCGCUACCCGCCGGGUCACGUGACCAUGUUUCCCCUGCCGCCAGCUCCACCAGCUCUGGAAGUCUUCUCCGCUUCUUUGAGGCAUCGCAGCAAAACGGUGUUUUGGCCCCGCUUGCAGAAAUGACGCCGCCUCUCCGUUCAGCUCCCAAACCGAUCCAAAACUUCGGGCACGUGACGCGUCAUGUGACGCCACAAAACCCUGGUCACGUGCCGUACCACGUGACCCCUGUACCAGCUUCUGCCGCCGGUGGCCAUAACGUCUUCGUGCCGCCUUUCCACGACCCUUCUGAUACCGCCAGAUAUCGGGCGGAGCCCAGUGUCCCCCUGAGCAAUGCAUUCAUGAAAUUCACCACUCCUGGGCUUCCCGGAAUGGAUCAGAAUCUCAUCCUGGAGAUGCCCCUGGAUACUGAUCUCACUCCCACGGCCAGCAGCUUCAGUCACAACCUUCUGUCGUUUCUGAGCCUCGACAUGGGCUACAUGCUGCACUAUAUGGAUCCUUCGCUCUCUGAAGCUGCAUCCGUGCAUCUCCGAAGGCCCUGUCAGUACCCCUUAGCACAAUUCCAACACGAUUAUAACACAACAACUCAAGGUCAGUAUGAUCCUACCGCCUGGGCUUCCACAGUGGAGCCUGCCACGCUCAAUAAGGGCCUGCUAGAGCCACAACAGGGAAUCCGCUACUCGCCACAUGGCUCUGGUGGCUUAGACAUGUCUAAUGCCGAAAUCUUAGGUGAGACAGGGCCUGUAGGCCGUGUUUCGAAAGAUCGACGUGUCAAGACAGAAACAUCCGGUACUUUUGGCCACAAGACUAGCAAGCAGCCAAAAACCCCACUCUCGCAGCAAAAACCAGACAGCCUGGUAGUCUCGCCAAUCACUGUAGACUAUUCCGACAGCGCAUUGGACCAGCUUGUGGACCUAAAACCAAUGCAGCCAAUUACCGCUAGCCAGCCAGUAACCUCGGGCCAAGUUCCUGUCAAAUUUUGUCUACAGGGCUUCCUCAAUGGUCGUCUUCUUUCCAACGACCAGGACAACUAUAACUACAUCUUUCUGUCAGUUGGCACGGUUCAUCCUAACCAAGUGUACCAGCCGCAAGUUAUCUCGUGUUACAGGCGUAACUUCAUUAACCUACAUCUAUGCUUUCAUAUUGACUCGCCAUCAACAAGCAUGACAAUUGGCGAGGAGAAGAUUCUUCGCUUGCGUGUGGCGGUGAGUGCGAUCACCGACAAAGACAAAGCGGAACAAGUGGCGCUUUUGGCCAAUGAACAUCGAACAGACCCUAAGGAUGCGCGAAAGGCUGGAGACAGCUUGGAGGUGGAGCGUAUUGGUACUUCUCAUACAAUAAAUGUGGCCCAGUGCAAGCGCAAAUCAGUCUGGAAGGUCAAGAAGUUACAGUUUAAAAGUGCGACCGCGAACAGUACAAACCUUGUAUUUCAAACCUACUACAGGUUCUUGGUCCAAGUCUUUGCCGAGACCUCUACGGGCAGCCACGUCAUUGAGGAAUUGGCAAGUAGCCCAAUCAUCGUGCGCGGCCGCAAUCCAUCGUUCUACCACUCGAAAAAUGACAUAUUAAUCAAAGCAAAGUCACCUGGAAUUGCUGCGAGCUUUGGUCACGCGGGCUUCGCUGAAACUUUAGUCUCUGAUGAUCUUGCUGGCCAAGAGUCAAAUCCCACCAGCGAAAUAAGCACAAUGGCAACCGCACAAAAAAAUUCUAUGGAUGGGAGUGCAAUUCAGGAAAUGAAGCAGGAAUCACGAAGUCCUGAUUUGUUACUAAAACCUGAUACACCUUGUUCCGAGAGAGAAUCUGCACGAAGCGAUCACACACACACGAGCGAUGAUGAGAAUGAGCCCGUCGAUAUUUCCAAGUCGAAGGAGGAAAAUCGCGUAUUUCAAGCGCCCCGUGAUCUUCAAAAGAUUCUAGACUCUUUGAGCGAGAAGAAAUCCGACAAAUAUCAUUAUUUUCCAAUUCUGAGCGUGUACUACUUGCCUCCCAUCAACGUGGUAUAUUUUCCGCAUGCAGCUCACCACACAGAAUCAACAAGCGCCCCAGAAGAUGCAUCAACGACAGAGUCUGUGAAUAUACACACCCCAGACAGCAAUUCAGGAAAUGAGCGUAAAGCGAAUUCGAAGGUUUACUUUCGAUGA